AUGGCCACCGCCCAUACCAACGGCCAUGCCAACGGGCACGCCUCGAAACCCUCAGACGCCGCAGAACUCCGCCGACGACUUCAUCACGAUGCCGAUAUUGUAAUAGUGGGUGCUGGAGUGCUUGGGUGCGCGCUGGCCGUGGCAUUGGGCCGCCAGGGGCGGAGCGUCCUGCUGCUCGAACAGUCGCUCAAGGAGCCCGACCGCAUCGUCGGCGAGCUCCUGCAGCCCGGCGGAGUCACUGCCCUUGAACAACUAGGACUGCGAGACUGCCUGGAGGGAAUCGAGGCCAUCCCGACAAAUGGGUACUACGUCUCUUACCUGGGCAAGCCCGUCGCAAUCCCAUACCCCAGCCAAAGUCCCGGGACGCCGCCACCGGAGGGCCGCUCAUUCCACCAUGGCCGGUUCGUGAUGAAACUGCGCGAAGCUGCUGCGGCUUGUCCCAACGUCACAAUUGUCGAGACAAAGGUUACAGAUCUGGUCACUAGCUCCCACACCAAGCAGGUUCUCGGUGUGGAGUGUAUGACCAAGGAAUCCAAAGACUGCUAUUUCGGCCAGAUAACCGUCGUCGCGGACGGGUACGCCUCCAAGUUCCGGAAACAAUAUCACCCUUAUACUCCCAAGGUCCGGUCAAAGUUCUGGGGCCUCGAGCUCAUCGAUGCGGAACUUCCGCAGCCACACUACGGCCAUGUCCUCCUGGAACCUGAUCGCCCGCCCAUCCUCAUCUACCAGAUCGGAACCCACGAGACCCGAAUCCUCUGUGAUAUUCCCGAAAAUCUACCCUCGGCCUCUGUCAAAAAUGGGGGAGUUAAGGGCCACCUCCGAAAUGUCGUCCUCCCCUCCCUUCCGAAAUGCGUGCAGCCCUCCUUCGCCGCCGCUUUGGACAAAGGCCAGCUGCGGUCCAUGCCAAACUCCUUCCUGCCGAGUGCUCCAAACAAAACACCUGGAUUAAUAGUACUGGGCGAUGCGCUCAACAUGCGGCAUCCGUUAACAGGCGGUGGUAUGACCGUUGCGUUAAGCGACGUCGUCAUCCUCCGUGAGCUGCUCAGCCCGGAGAAAGUCCCUAGGCUAAGCGACACCAGACUUGUCCUCAAGCAGCUCUCGACCUUUCAUUGGAGACGAAAGAUGGGAGCAUCAGUUAUCAACAUCCUAGCACAGGCAUUAUACUCGCUUUUCGCUGCAGAUGACGACAACCUUAGAGCCCUCCAACGCGGCUGCUUCCAGUACUUCACCAUGGGAAUGUACAAGACGCCAGUCAGCCUGCUCGGCGGCAUGCUCAAGAAGCCCCAAAUUCUCUUCACACACUUCUUCACCGUCGCUUUCUUAUCGCUAUGGAUGAUCAUCCGCGAUUCCCCGCUGUACCAACUCCCCCUCGCCCUCAUCCGGUGCGCGCUCGUCUUCUGGACAGCCUGCGUCGUUAUCUUCCCCUACAUGUUGAUCGAAGCCUUUUGCUAG
This is a messenger RNA of Aspergillus mulundensis, 1452 nucleotides long. RefSeq names its product squalene monooxygenase erg1 (gene erg1). The record is from RefSeq and is a predicted model, not a curated record. The transcript is spliced from 2 exons. Gene Ontology annotation, cellular component: membrane; endoplasmic reticulum. The coding region runs from base 1 to 1452 and encodes 483 amino acids. Gene Ontology annotation, biological process: ergosterol biosynthetic process. Lineage: Eukaryota; Fungi; Ascomycota; Eurotiomycetes; Eurotiales; Aspergillaceae. Gene Ontology annotation, molecular function: flavin adenine dinucleotide binding; squalene monooxygenase activity.